Didymodactylos carnosus is the source of this 3444-nucleotide messenger RNA. Lineage: Eukaryota; Metazoa; Rotifera; Eurotatoria; Philodinida; Philodinidae. The record is from the annotation of a GenBank genome assembly.
UCUGUAAUGGUUAUUGAUGUGCGCGUUCGUGGUUCUUCAGGGAGUCGUCAUAUUGACCUUUGCAGAGGUGAGCUUCAGCAAGGCCGUGAUAGAUCGAAGCAAUAUCCUCUCCUGUUGGAUCAUCUAAUAAUCUCUCAAAAUACUUCUGUACUUUUGAAUAUUCACCGAUGUAAAGGAGAAGACAACCGAACUUAAGCACGAUACUCGAUUGUUCAUUUGUUUUCUUCUUUGAUUCAAUAUAUUCGCGAGCAACGUGUGCCCCUUAAUUAGUCUCUUUCAUUGUUAUAAUCCAAGUAGUGCACUCUCAAUUUAGCUCGAUUGUCUGAAUUUCAAAGGCUGCUCCGAGAUCAAACAAAAUUUCUUCCUCUGAGGUAAAGUUACUGAUUUCAGCUAUAUCUCCUAAUAUUGCCAUUUUGGCCGGGAUGUCACAUUCAAUUUCAAAUAGAACUGAUUGUGGCGUAGAGUUUGUUGUCGAUUCGCCAGCAAAAUAAAGAACUCCCUCUUGUGAUUUGCUUGUAGAGAAGAAGCCAUUGGUCGAUAUUAAUUUGUUCUCACUCUGUUUUAAGUUUUCAAAUUCAUGAUUGCGCAGUGCAACUCCACGAUACAGUUUCAUCAUAAUAAAUGGCUGUCAACCUUUUAGCUCUUCAUAUUUCUCAGCAAGACGUAGACAAAGACCACCUAAUAAAAAAUCGGAACGUAUAUAACUGAUCAAUAUCUUUUAUUCUCGAAGCUUUAUAUUAAAGCUUUACCUGGUUUUGUGUACCGUUGAAUUGCUUGCGAAGAUUUAUAAGUUUUAUGAAAUUCCUCUAUACUUCCGAAUGACCUGAUCCGCUAAACCGCGAUGCUAUCCAACUGACCUACUUAUUUUGAUAAUCUAUGACCGUCAAAGAAAUGCGGUGUCUCAGAUAAUCAGAACAACAAAGUUCAUCUGUGAUAUCCAAUAAUACAAAGAUCAUCCGAGAUUAGUUGAAAAGAUCAGAUCAGAGAGUGGCGAACUGAUUUUCUGAUAUGCUAAAUGAUACGGCUGUAUGGGUGUGGAUAUUUGAGAAUCGGUUUGGCACUCGCCGACUGAACCUUUUUGGAUGAAUAGAAUAAUCAAACACCGAAAGAGUUUUUGAUGAAGAAAGUUGCUCUACGGUUUUUUGCUGUUUUUUCAAAAACUUAUGUCAACACUUCCUAAGAAAACUUCUCAAAAUUUUCAUCUGAUUCCACAUCGCAAAACUUGAAGGAUGUAAACUUUUAUUUUAACUUCUUUUUUCAGUAUUGUUGCCACAGUCGCCUUCGGUGACUCUUUCAAGUUAUGUUUGUGAUCAAACAGAAAAUAUUUCUUCACAUUUCCAACAAUUCUCAUGAUCGUAGAUUAACACAAGGUGCACAACAAGAUAUACAACUAUUAUCACUGAUAACAACAAAUCAAACAACGGAAGAUUUUGUUUCAGACAAAAUGAAACAGUUAUGUAAAAAAAUUUUAUUGAUACCAUCAAUUAUACUAUCAUCAACAAAAUUGAAUAAAUCAUCAGAAGCAUAUAAACAAGACAACGGUGAUGAAUUGCAUCAGCCAAGUUCACAGCAACCACAAGAAGCUGAAAGUACAACAGUAGAACAUUUAACCAGAAAACGACUCAUAAAAUUAACUCCUGAAGCCAAAGCCGUAAUCGAUCAAAACAAUUCAAAUUCUCACGGUUACCCUGAAUUUGUUGUUGUAUUCGUUAUCGUUUUUUUCGUCUUUACAGUUUUCUUCUAAUGUUUCCUUUUAAUCGAACACAGAACAGUUUACGGGUUUUAGGUGAGUUUUUCAGUUUUGUGUGAUAACGGCUGAUAGAAAGAAACAUAGUCUCUCAUUGCACUAGUCCCAAAAUAGUUUGAGUGAGUCAAUUUCGUUUCUCAAUAAAGCCAACUUAAUUAAUUUUUAACGUCGAACCUGCAAAAAAAAUUUUGUGUCGAAAGCGAUAUUUUUAAAUCCGAGUGAAAGACGAUAUUUCAAAAUUCUCUUCUUUUUACAGAUAGCUUUGAGUGCAUAAAGCCUAUUAUUUUAUGAUAUCUUUUGCCUGAUUCCUGACGUUCAUAAAAAAAUAUAACUGUUGACUAAACAUGGGUUAUAAUUAUGAUUUUAUUCGCUUAAAUUUGAAAAUACCUUAAACGGCCACUGCAUUGCCUCGGAAGUGUUUUUCUCACCAGCGGUUAUCUCGUAAUGAGAAACUCAGAUUUUACGAAAGAACUUUUAAGAUGUGUUUGCAUUUGAUUCUUUUUCAUUUUUUUAUCUUUCUGUUUGUUUCUGCUCCAAUUGCUUUUGUAUUGUUACUGCAUAAGUGAUUGUAUAAUGAAAUCUGCUACUUUCUAUUUGGAUAUUAGGGGUUUGAGUUUUUCUAAGUUCAAACAUAUCUUGAAUACAUAUAUACCUUAAUACUUGCUAUGUGUUUUCAUUGUAUUUUUUAUUUGAAAGUUUGGUUGUGAACUUAUAUAAUUGUUUUAAUGCACAAAGUGGAAUUUUCGUUUGAAAAACUGGACUUUUUUGUAAUAAAACUUCUAUGUUUUGCUCACUUAUGCAUAAAAUUUAAUUGUAAAAAUCGUUGUUUGAUAUAUGUUUAAAUGAAAAAUAUUCUUGUUUAGUUCUGUACUUCCAUGACCAACAUUACAUAUCUACAAAAAACUUCGAUAAUCUUUUUGCAUAUUCUUUUCAAAUGACACAAUUUACGCAGAAUGUCAUCAUUAACGAACAAGAAAUGUUUAUUGUUGCAAUAAACGGAAAAAUUCCAUUACAACAUUUAAAUCUUAUUGUUGGACAACUGCAUAAAAACAAAAUUUGAUGACAUUUGUAAUAUCCUCGAAUUAACUUAUCAUGUUAAAUAUGAACCUGGAUUGGUACAGACAAUUCUAAAUUUAAUAAAACGCAAAGACAAAAUAGUCGAUCUAUUCACAUCGGAAAAUAGUAAUGAAACAAUAUUAAAAUAUUCUAACAAUCCACAUUUUCUUACUGAAGCAUCAAGUACGUACGGAAGUAAAGUAAGCCUGUGAAUAGUUCCUUGCCUAUAUGGACUCCAGAUCUUGAUGAAACUUACUUUUGAAUAACAAAUCAAAUUGUAGGAGUACACAUCAGUGUAUUGAGAUGUUCAAGCGGCCGCUUUCAAGAUAAAACGAGAAAUAUUCAUCCAUAUGUAGUUUAACUUUCUUCUAGCUACGAAAUGAAAAUUUCCGUUGAAUCAAUCACAGGUAGUGUUUUUUUCAUUGAUCUUCUGCAGAUCUCUAUCUAUGAUCUGCUCUAACAUUUGCAGAAGUUUUUUUAACGGCUUAAGAUAUCAUUAAAUAAAAGGUUCAAUGUUUUUAAUUACAAACAUACUGGUACUAGAAACAAGGUUUAGCUUAUUAACUAUCCAGUUAUACAAGAAUUAGAUCUUCAUCGCCUUUCACUUUUCAAUGAAACGGUCGUUCGUGAAGAUCCGGUGA